CCCGCGACGGAGCUUGAUUGAUUGAUUGAUUGAGCAGACGAACAAUUUAUCAGCGUGUUGUACCUUUCCCUACCACCCCAGAGCACCACAAACUUCAUCGCCUCGUCCGUCGGCCGUUCACAAUCAGCUCAAAAUGCUGUCCGGCGUGCUUCUUUUCAACUUGAAAGGUGAAAACCUCAUCUUCCGCAGCUUCCGAAAUGACUGUCGCCCUCGCCUUGCCGACGUCUUCCGCAUUCAGGUCAUCAGCGCUCGGGAAACCCGUUCGCCGAUCCUGACGCUCGGAAGCACCACCUUUAGCCAUGUCAAGCACGAGAAUAUCUACCUGGUGGCCAUUACCAAGAGCAAUGCGAACGCCGCUCUCGUGUUUGAGUUUCUGUACCGCCUCAUCCAGCUUGGGAGGGGUUACUUUGGCAAGUUUGACGAGGAGGCCGUCAAAAACAACUUUGUGCUUGUCUAUGAGCUGCUAGACGAGAUUGUCGACUUUGGAUACCCUCAAAACACCGAAACGGACACGCUCAAGAUGUACAUCACGACCGAGGGCGUCAAGUCCGAGCACCGCCCCGAAGAUUCGGCCAAAAUCACAAUGCAAGCCACCGGCGCGUUGUCGUGGCGCAAAGCAGACGUCAAGUACCGCAAGAACGAGGCGUUUGUGGAUGUUAUUGAGGACGUGAAUCUCUUGAUGUCUGCUGCUGGUGCUGUGCUGCGCGCCGACGUCACGGGCCAGAUCGUCAUGCGCGCAUACCUUUCUGGGACACCCGAGUGCAAGUUUGGACUGAACGACCGGCUUCUUCUCGACGGCGACGGCAUGAUGAGUCUACCAUCGGGAAACCGCAUGGGUAGCAAGGCUACCAAAGCCGCAGCUGGCAGCGUUACGCUUGAAGACUGCCAAUUCCACCAGUGCGUCAAGCUCGGGAAAUUCGACUCGGACCGAAUCAUCAGCUUCGUGCCUCCUGACGGCGAAUUCGAGCUCAUGCGAUACCGUGCCACCGAGAACGUGAACCUACCCUUCAAAGUCCACGCCAUCGUCAACGAGAUUGGCAAGACAAAGGUCGAAUACAGCAUCGGUGUCAAGGCCAACUUUGGCCCUAAGCUCUUUGCUACCAACGUCAUCGUCCGCAUCCCCACGCCGCUCAACACAGCUCGCAUAACAGAGCGAUGCACUCAAGGCAAGGCCAAGUAUGAGCCAUCCGAGAACCACAUAAUCUGGAAGAUUGGUCGAUUUGCCGGCCAGUCCGAAUAUGUCCUGUCUGCCGAGGCCGAACUCACGAGCAUGACCAGCCAAAAGGCCUGGAGCCGGCCGCCCUUGAGCAUGAACUUUAGCCUGCUCAUGUUUACAAGUAGCGGUCUGUUGGUGCGAUAUCUCAAGGUCUUUGAGAAGAGCAACUACAGCAGUGUCAAGUGGGUGCGAUACCUGAGCAGAGCUGGAAGUUACGAGAUAAGAUUUUGAUAUUUUUUAAUAUGGUUUACUCUGGGCAUGGCAUGGCGUUUGGGGAGUGUUUGUCUUGGCGAAGAGUCGCAUUGACUGGGUGACCUGGAAGGCGCUUGACCUAUCUAAGUUCUACCAUAUAUAUCCUGUUCAUUUCUCGUGGCCUCUCCUUGGCAUACAUCCUGUGUCCAAUAUUAUUACUACUAACGAGAAUCGGUCACGUCAGCAUCAUCUGCAUUUGUAUUUGCGGAGUCGGGGCGGCAUUUGACUUACGAUUUCAAUCCAGCGAGCCAUCCACUUGUCAACAACGGCUUUUGCUUCAUCCACAAGCCCGAGUUCUACGCGAUGUUAGACAGUCUCACCAAAAAAAAAAAAAAAAAACGGACAAAGCAAAUCAGACUCACCGAGCAAUAGCUGUACACCUCCCCGAAUACCGCUCUCGAGAGCCGAGGAGAUCCAAGCAUGGGUGUACGAAGUGUGCUCGCCGACAAAGAUGACACCGUCAUGGGUCUUGAAGUACUCUGGAAUGAAGAGCUCGUGCUGUCCGGCAAGAGGGGAUGCCCAGCUGCCCGACUCCAGCGGAUCUUGGUACCAGCACUUUCGGUUGUACUUGCCCGUGUACAGACCCUCGGCGGCAGGGCCGUGUAUCUCGAGCAUGGCGUCAAGCACAUACUGCACGUGCUCCUCCUCGCUCAACGAUGCCAUGCGGAUUCCAAACUGGUCCGAAGAAAUGUAGCUGGCGAGGAUGGAGGCGGGGCCGGUGCCGUUGAUAUCGUAGGAUGGGUAGCAGAUGCUGCCAAUACCUGGGAUAUCUGUGGUAGUCGAGCAUGAGCCAUAGAUGGGGUUGGGAAGCUUCGUCUCCCAGAAGCGCUCGCUGAACUCCAAUGCGAUCUUGCAGGCUCCUGUUCUUGUUGUCAGUAUGGAACUUGGGAGCAAAGUAACCAGGGGAUGAGAGUGACGAACCGUUGUAUGGCACCUGCGCGAUGGCGUUUGCGAUAGUACCAAUCAAGGGCGGGCUGAAACGCCAGUUCUUCAACACAGAGAACGGCACGCCCAAUACGGCAUAGUCAUAUGUCGAUGAUUUGAACUGGGCAUCCUUGAAGCUGUCGCGCCACUGCAGCGUCACCUUGCCCGUCGCCUUGUCGCGCUGCACGCGCUCAAUCUUGCGCCCUAGAGUGGUAGCGUUGUCCACCAACGGGUGGAAGCUCUCUGGGAUACGGUUCAGGCCACCGUUGACCGUCUUGUACGACGAGGCGGUAAAGUACAUGCCCUCGUAAAGCUGAAGAUGGCACCAGGCGUCAGCGGCUGUUACUGCAGUCUUUCUUUGCUACGCCAGAGGAAUUGUUCACGACUCACAGUAUCCCAAAAGUCUGACGAUCCAGAACCAACGACCAUGCUUGUGUCGUUCAGCGUCUGGUUCAAGUAGUUGACCAUGUAGCCAAACUCACUCCAACGACCGCCGAAUUCACCUGGGACCUUGUUGUCUGCGACGCUGUUAGUGGUGUGCACGCUUUUUUAGUCGACUGAUUGGUCAACUCACGAAUGAAAUCACUAUGGGCCUUGUGCAUGUUCUUUGCAAUCUCUGCAUAGAACUCCUCGUUCGUCUCCAGCGCGUCCACCUUGGCGCUGAGCGCUGCAGUGGAGUCGUCCAUCUCCAGGUCGACCCUCAAGGAUGCAUUCUGGGCGACCUCUGCAAGGGUGGGCGCGAUGCCGCUCGGCAGCUUGAUGGAGUUCUUGUAUGACAGUCCCUGCUGCGAGGACUGGUACCAGGGAAUGAAGUCGAUGCUGAGGUUCUUGGAGUGACCGUUGAGACGGUUCAUCUCUUCGGCAAGGUCAAAGACGAGCUGGUGGUCGCUGAUGUUGAGCGUUUGGUUGUUGAGCUCGAUGGUGGCGGGGAAUCGCAUCGGUCCCAUUUCCUGGUAGGAAAAGGUUCCGUUCUGGAAGCCCGAGGGUCCACCAGACAGGUAUGCCGUGUGGACGCGGCCGCCUAGUCUGGAGCUGGCCUCGAUAAUCUCGAGGUUCUUCAUGCCGGCUUGGGUCAGGACGAGGUAUGUCAUGAGACCGGACAUGCUUGAGUAGCCAGUUAGCAUGGAUCAUCUGCAAAGCAGGGAUUAGAUAUAGUUCUAGAGUAAUCUUACCCAGCACCAACAAUUCCAACCUUGGACGCCUUGGCAGCCUCGGCAUCCACGACACUCAGGUUCUUUGCCUCGAGAUGGGUAACGCCGUCGAACCACGGUCCCAGGGUAUCGAAGCCAUCGGUCUGCGACAUGACGAUGCCGCGCUUGGCUUUCCGGCUCCUGCUCGGAUGCAUCGUCUGGGGUCCACUGCGUCCGACGAGCCGGCCCGCAGAGUCCCAUGCAGAUAUGCAGCCACCCGACUUGGCAUCCUCGGGGAUGCUCCAUGCCAACCUGCUCUCGCCGGAGCUUGUAGGGCCUGAAGCAGUCGCAAUCACGUGGUGCGCGUCUUGGUGGCUCUCCGACGUGCACUCGCCAUAUGUGUAAGUCAGCGCACCGGCCGGGGCCGACUCGGCCGACCUGGACGAGAGGUAGACGUUGGCCAGGCGCGAGUUCAAGGCUGCCUUGGUGUCUAUGUCGACGGGCAGGACGGGCCUGGGGGAUGACCGGGCCAGUUGGCCGAACAGGGCUGUUACCAAUACCGCCUUCAUGAUGCUGUUUUGACUCGAAGCUGC
Pyricularia oryzae 70-15 is the source of this 4115-nucleotide messenger RNA. RefSeq names its product AP-2 complex subunit mu-1. The record is from RefSeq and is a predicted model, not a curated record. The transcript is spliced from 2 exons. Lineage: Eukaryota; Fungi; Ascomycota; Sordariomycetes; Magnaporthales; Pyriculariaceae. Gene Ontology annotation, cellular component: cytoplasmic vesicle; AP-2 adaptor complex. Gene Ontology annotation, biological process: clathrin-dependent endocytosis; intracellular protein transport. Gene Ontology annotation, molecular function: clathrin-cargo adaptor activity. Bases 134 to 1447 code for a protein of 437 amino acids.